Molecule: messenger RNA, 3796 nt
Organism: Nymphalis io (European peacock)
Lineage: Eukaryota; Metazoa; Arthropoda; Insecta; Lepidoptera; Nymphalidae
Product: modular serine protease-like
Exons: 15
Coding region: 194-2137 (647 amino acids)
Biological process (GO): proteolysis
Cellular component (GO): plasma membrane
Molecular function (GO): serine-type endopeptidase activity; protein binding
Source: RefSeq, a predicted model, not a curated record
CCGUCUCUGAAACAUCAGUUCAAACGUCACAGUUGCGCCGGAGUUUUUGCGGAGAUUGGACGUACGAUAGUCGUUUUUUAUUAAACUGACUUUUCAGAAUAUAAUUGUGUGUUUGUUACAAAAAGUAAAACAAUUUUUUAUAAAAGAUUUGUAUACCUUGUGAUUUUUGGAUGUGAAUGACACUGUAAUCAAAAUGUUGGCUAAACUCGUGUUUAUGUUAUUCGUGAUCUCGUCACAACUGGAAGGAGCGGCUAGAGACAAUUUUAGAAGGGGAGAAACGUCAUACAACGAGCCAGCAUUGAUCCGACGUGUGCCACGUCAGGUCGCGUGCGGGUACUUUCCGGACGAGUUCAAGUUCGUGUGUUCAGAUGGCACUUGCAUCGCAGCGGACAAGAAGUGCGACGGUACCGUCGACUGUCUCGACGGUUCGGACGAAACGCACCACCUCUGCAGGGAGACACCGUGCCCCGACCACCUAUUUCGCUGUACAUACGGCGCAUGCGUCGGCGGUUCGGCGCCGUGUAAUGGUGUCACAGACUGCGCCGACAAUUCCGACGAGUUGCAACCGAAAUGCAACAAUUAUACCUUUGAAAUAGGGGGACAGUUUAAGUGCAAUGACAGCAGUCUCAUCGAGAGCGACCGGCGGUGUGACGGCAUCCGCGACUGCAGCGACGGCUCCGACGAGACGUUGGUGGCGUGCGCCGGUAACGUCUGCGCCUCCAAUGGGUUCCAGUGCGCUUAUGGGGCCUGCGUCGACGAGGGCGCCGCCUGUAAUGACAUAGACGAAUGCGCUGAUGGAUCUGACGAGUCGGAUAAACUAUGCAACAGGACAGUACCACGGAGAGCCACCACAACGACCACCACAACGACCACCACAACGACCGCGCCGAGUACGACAACAGUGGGUGUUCCAUACAUGUGCGUGUUACCACCGCACCCGGAGAACGGCCUGUUCCUGAUGAAUGGUGACACCGCUGAAUACAGAGCCGGUGACGUCGCGAUUUCCGCCUAUUUCAAUACCACCUGCUUACCCGGAUACAAGGUCGUCGGAGAGUCAGUGGUCAUCUGUAACUUAGGACGGUGGAUACCAACGAAAUUACCAUCCUGUGUCCGUGCCUGUUCAUUGAAGCCGUCGGAUAGCUUGGAGUACCGAUGCGUGCUGCUCGACAAGGGUACGAACGGCACGCGUGAAUGCGAAGAGUUGGAGGUGCUCGGGACCGUUGUGAUGCCCGAGUGUCGCCGCCCCAACUACUACAGUCCCAAACCGCUGCCACAGAUGUACUGUACCGACGCGGGCUGGAGCUACAAGCCCACCUGUCUAGCCAAGUGCGGCACGCCCACGCCGCGCGGGGACUUCCCGUGGCACGUCGUCGUGUACCGCCGCGCCGACGGCACCGGCGACGACUACGAGCAGAUCUGCGGCGGCUCGCUCGUCAACGAGUGGACCGCCGUCACCGCUGCGCACUGCGUUGGGUUGGACGAUGACUGUGGAGUCAACCCGGUCGAGAAUUUCAUGGUGGCUGCUGGCAAGCUGUACAGGGAACUGAACGACCCACGGGACAAACUUUACCAGCAGACAUCCCAAGUUUCAGCGAUUCAUGUACCUGAACGAUACGGCGGAGAUAAUCUGGAUUACCAGUAUGAUCUGGCUGUGGUCAAAGUGAAAGACAGAUUCGUAUUCAGUAUCUACAUUCGUCCAGUUUGUCUCGAUUUCUCGUCAGAAUUCGAUGAAUUCCAGUUGAAAAAAGGAAGUAUGGGCAGAGCUGCGGGUUGGGGACUCACUCAGAGCCGACGUGGGACCGAGUCCACGAAGCUGAAGGUUGUGGAGAUGAAGUACGUGGAGUGGCAGGAAUGCAAAAAACGCAUCCCGCAAUUGAACAUCGAGUUAAUCGAAGUUGACAAGAUCUGCGCCAGCUUCGGCAACGGCACGACGCUGAGCAAGGGCGACAGCGGCAGCGGGCUGGUGUUCUGCGCGCGCGAGCACGGUGAGAUCCGCUGCUACCUGCGCGGCGUGCUGUUCACGGCUCCGCCGCUCCCCGACGGCAGCUACCCCAACGCGAUCGCCAGCUUCACUCACGUGCAGGAAAACGAGCACUUCCUGCAGCGGCACCUCGCCAACGACCCGCGUCCCUAUUAACACCCCCGUGCCUCAGUAAGCCCGUCCGUUGGUCCUGCGUGACUCUCCAAUCGGUCGAUCGAUAUGCCGUCCCGUAGGAUUAGGAAUAGAGACGUACACUUGUGUUUGCGCACAUACUUGUCAAAGUAACAUCCCCUGCUCAGUGAGGCCCUGGUACCCCCUGAGCAUGAUCGCGAUAAUAAUAUAUAAAAGUUAUAUAUUUUGAAACAUGUUCGAUUGUAUAAAACUUUAAACUUGCCAUGUUAGCAAUAAAUCACUAUGUAAUUUCAAUACGUACUAGUUUCUUUUAUAUUCAUUUAAAGCAGACGCCUAUUUUUAGAGGCUAGUAAUUUAUUAUUAAUUUAUUCACUUAUGCUCUUGAUGUAAAAAUGUUUGACACCAUUUUGGAACGGGUUCAUAUAGAAGUGUAUCCUUUCAAAUAAAAGAUAAAAAUUCUAAAUCGUUUUAUAAAUGAUGUAAUUCUGGAAAACCAAAGCAUAAAAAAACGAUUGGGUUGAGUACCUUUUUUAUUAGUCUGUUAAUAAUACUAUAAAAACAAGCUUUUAUAUAUGUACGUGACUGCGAUAUUUAGAAUACUAGCCUCAGUAGCGUAGCAUGGGUCAUAGCGCUCGGUGCGCGUUCCGAAUUUGCCGCCCUUUUUUCUUGCAAUUGGUUAAUCAAAUAAAGUGGGGCUCUGUAAAAACAGUACUCUUAUUGACUAACACUAAACUGAAACGUGAAAAUGAAUAUUACAUUUUAUUAAACAGUUAACGUUUUCUUACGCCCGUGCUACACCGCCGACUAGCCUGUUCACAAGUAUGUGCAAAUGAAAUUGCAGAACUCAAUAUAGCUAUUUAUUAUUUUAAAUAAGAAAUUGUAAUAUAAGAAUAAUAACACUAAUUUAAAAAACAUCGUUAAUCAAAUUAUAUUAUUUAAAAAAAGUAUUUUAAUCUUGUAAGGCAUUUAUAUGCAUUUAGUUUUAUUUUUUUAAUUUAUUUAUUUAUAUUAAAUUGAAACAUCCUAUGAAUCGAAAUUUGUGAAAUUGUUGUUUGUUAGUAAAUGUGAUAAAAAGAAACCAAUUGGCUAAAGUUAUUCUAUUCCAAUUUAUAUUCUGCAAAACAAAAAUUAAUGCCAAAAUGUGGCAGUGAUUUUUUUUUAAAGUUAUGUUGCAAAUGUCGCACCCUUGCACUCCAUGUAACCUUUCACACUUUAAAUAUUGAACAAAAUUUAAUUAAUAAAUACAUACAAUUGGAAUAGCAUUAAUGACAUAUUUGUAUAUUUUGUUAUAUGUUAGUUCGCGUUUAUUAAUAAAUCAAUAAGUUUUUCGUUAUGAACAAUUGUAGUGUUAAUUAUUAAUUUUUUUAAUGUUAAACCAAAGAAGUACAAAAAAUGUGCCAAUACAAACGAGGCUGUUAAAUUAAUUUUAUUGUAUAAAGUCAAUUAAUAAAUGUAAUUAAUGCAAUGGCAUUUUUCUUGCAGAUAUGAAAUGAUUGUGAGUUUUGUCUUAUAUGGUCGAUCAUAGAGUUGAAAUUUACAAGUCAUUUGUAUAAUAAUGAUAUACUCAAUUAUCUUAAAAUCGAUAUCUUUAUGGUAGAUCUAUUUACGAAAUUAAUUUUAUGUGAAACGUAUUAUUAUUGUUAUUUUUUUACAAUUUUAUAAUGAAAUUAAAAAAAAAACAAG